Xylona heveae TC161 is the source of this 857-nucleotide messenger RNA. RefSeq lists its product as hypothetical. The transcript has a single exon. The coding region runs from base 154 to 612 and encodes 152 amino acids. Lineage: Eukaryota; Fungi; Ascomycota; Xylonomycetes; Xylonales; Xylonaceae. The record is from RefSeq and is a predicted model, not a curated record.
AGACGGUUCGUCGUAGGUGAUGAUGGCAUCGUCGCACUUAUCGGGUUCCCAUUGCGGCCCAGAUCGUCCUGACACGGCUGCAUAGUGACGCACAUGCCCCUCCAUUCCGUCCCCGGCCCCCGACGAAUGAAACAUAGGUAAAGGUAAAACGAAAUGAUGAAACAGCAAGCAAGUCAAGUACACAUGAAAAAAAAAGGACGUGAUCUCCGGGCAAAAGGAAAAAAAGUAAAUAAAAGGGUAACGAUUGCGAUAGCAAUAAUAAAACAAGGGGAAAAAAAAAAUCAAUUGAGAAAAUCAAAUCCAAUAAAACCAAUAAAACUGAGAAAUCUGGUACUUGCCUUGAUGAAAGGCAUGAUUUCAAUCUUUGCCCGAUUUUUUAAGGUGAGCUCCGUGCUCUCGCUUUCUCACUCACUUGAUUCCAAGAAGACGAGGAAACGCAGCCCGCGCACUGACGCAGAAGUCGCUCAGGAAAAUUCGGCCUUCAGUGCAAAGCCUUUUCACCUGAUAGAAAAGGUUCAAAAGGUGUCUGACGGCGUGCGCUGGUUCAAACCCGACUUUACACCGAGCAACACGACGAGCAAGCCCCCAAAAAGGUUGAGUUGCAAGGAAUAAACCUGUACGUCGAGGGACCUGCGCCAAGCCGUUGCUAAACGUGGCGUAUAAUGCCGUGUGCCUCCCCGACAGGGCAGCACAGGAUGCAGUGACCGAGCUGUCUGUGUAGCAGAUGUAGCAACAGCAGCAACAGCAGCAACAGCAGCAACAGCAGCAGCAGAAACGCUGGAGAGGUUUGAAAAGAGAGAAAUGUCCCCCCGGAAGCAGCGGGUGAUGGAGAAGACGCAGCCCAAUAGAAGGUGAGA